Messenger RNA from Strongylocentrotus purpuratus (purple sea urchin), 3809 nucleotides. Its product is annotated as protein dispatched homolog 1. The coding region runs from base 114 to 3551 and encodes 1145 amino acids. The record is from RefSeq and is a predicted model, not a curated record. Lineage: Eukaryota; Metazoa; Echinodermata; Echinoidea; Camarodonta; Strongylocentrotidae. The transcript has 5 exons.
UACAACGUGCUGAUUAUAACCAAAGAGAUACCAGAAGCAAGCUAGCUGCGUGUACGUUCUGCGAGGUAUUGCAUGUGAAUUAUGUUCAUCAAAACAUCUUGUCUUCUUGAAACAUGCCGAGGUAUUCCCGACUAUUCGAUGAUGAUGACCCGUCUCUGAACACUGGGUAUAUAGGACAUGACGAUGGAACAAGCUGGGAGUCGGGAGGAAUCGGGAGCCUUGAAACUGAAGAUCUUUCCUUCGAACCAACAUCCAACGGUGGUGCGCUUCGAUUGACCUCCGUCAGCGAUGCCGAUUUAAACGAGAUAGAUGAGGAGCAAAGGAGGAAACAAAGUGGAUUCUGUCACUGGUACGCCAAAUUUCUCAACCGUUUCCCAGUCUUGUUCUGUGUGCUGCUAUUCGCUCUCACCGCUGGUGGGGGCGCUGCUGCAUUUGUUAAAUACGAUAUCCCAUCGUUCGAUGAUCCAUUGAAGGGAUUCGAAGCUCGACAAACAGACAUCAGUGACAGAUCCUCAGGACUCUUUCACUUUUACAAGACCAAGAACAACGACCACUUCUACACCUUGCCACGGCAAUCCAAACGCAGCUUGGGUGGACUUCAGGGCCCCCAUGGAACUUUGUCCUCAACGCCGUCAUCGACCCGUGGUUCCAGUCAUGAUGUAAAUAAUAUUCUUCAGUCCUCGACUCGGCCAUCGACCAGGCCAUCGACCAGGCCAUCGACCAGGCUAUCAACUCCAAUUAGCAAUUUAACCCAAGGUCAUCUUCAGGAUGGAAGUACAGACACCAAGUUCAGCACAGGCAGUACUGUCACUGACGGUCAAACUGUUACGGAUGGUGAAACUGUGACAAAUAGUGAAAGCGCUGUUGAUGGUGGAAGUGAGAGUUCUGUCGAUCCACGAAUCUAUCCAGAGGAUGGAACAAGUUGCAUGCAACCAGCUGAAUAUGCAUCGCACCAGGUACGUUUGGUCUUCUCUCGUGUUGACAACAUGCACUUAUUCAGUGCCGAAGCGAUGCGGUCCAUGUGCAGUUUGUACAGCAGUCUCUUCCUAAAGAACACCACUGAGAUUCCACCAAACCUACGAGAAUGUGAACCGGCAUCGCUUGGUCGCUAUGCAGCCUUCAUCGGGGGAAAGGAUUCGUGUUCAGGUAUCCAGGAUGACGACGUCAUGAAGCUACGAGAACUACUUCAGGAAUGUUCACCAUUCUUUGUCCUCAAUGUGCUGAGACCCAACUGCGGUAUUCAGGGAACCUGUCCCAAUGUCCCAUCAAACUGCACCAUGAAGAACGCUGUGUUCAAUAUCUUUCAAUACCUCUUGCCUAUAAAUUCUGCAGAACAGAUUGCUUGUGGGGAUUUCAGGACUGUCAGCCUGGCUUUGAUGGUGACCCCAUUCUACCUAUACAGUGCUUUGGGACAAGAUAUUUAUAAGAAUAACAUUAUGGGUCUGGACAUCGGUGACGGCAUUACAAAACUCUCUGCAGUAGGAGGAUACAAAUACGACUUGUUCUCUGAUUUCCUUAUUUCAAAUUGCAUGUACCUGGCUGUAGGGAUAGGACUGAUUCUUGUGAUCGUCUGGCUUUACACUGGGUCUCUCUUCGUGACCAUCAUGACGAUCCUCGAUAUGAUAAUGUCCUUGGUCUUUUCAUACUUCCUGUACACUGUUGUCUUUAAGAUGCCUUUCUUUCCCUUCAUGAAUGUCCUCGCUUUCGUCUUAGUCAUCGGUAUCGGGGCCGACGACGCCUUUGUUUACAUCGAUAUAUGGAAGAAGAUGAGGCAGCGACAUGAUGGAACCCCAGAGAAGAGGGUCUUGGUUCUUCAAGAUACGUUGCACCAUGCUGCCAUCACCAUGUUUGUAACCAGUUUCACCACAUCCACAGCACUCUUCUCAAGUAUCAUCAGCUCCAUCACAGCCCUACGUUGCUUGGCGGUGUAUGCAGGUUGCGCCAUACUCAUCAACUUUGUAUACACUGUCACUUGGCUCCCUGCAAUCGUCGUUAUAGAGGACAAGUAUUUGCAGUUCCGAAGAUGUCGCGAGAGAAUAACACCUUGCGAGUGUUACAUGAGGAUAAAGGAAAUGUCAAAAGUUUUGUCUGGAUUUAUUCGGUCUUUUUGGGAGACUACGUUACCAUUGGUAGUAUUCAAGCUCCGAUACCUGUGGAUUGUUUUCUUCACGCUACUUGGGGUGGGUGGAGCUUGCGCUAUAUUUGUCAAGCCAAAACUUCAGUUGCCAACCAAGAACGACUUCCAAGUUUUCAUAUCAAGUGAUUACAUGGAACAAUAUGACCAAAUCUACAAGAAGGACUUUCUGUUUGAGAAAGGAGAAGAGAAGUUGAUGCCCAUAUUUUUUGUUUGGGGAGUUGUACCGAACGACAAUGGAAACCCCUGGGACCCUGAUGACAAAGGUUCUAUAGUCUUUGACAGAUCUUUCAACCUAUCCAACAAAGAGUCCCAAGAGUGGCUUUUGGCGUUUUGUCACGAUAUACGUAACCAGACAUUUUACUCAAAAGCAAAUAAGGGAUCGGAUUUUUGUUUUAUAGAAAUUCUGAAAUCAGUAAUGGAGCAACCAUGUGAGAACCACUCUCUGCCAUUUAACCCUGAACCAUGCUGCAAUCAAACCAAAUUUCCAUAUGACCAAGGCCUCUUUGACCACUGCGCUCCUUUUUGGACAUCUACCUUGAAAUUCAGUGAUGGUGUACAUGUACGCUUUGGCGAAAAGAGUAAGUUGACAGGAUUACAAUUAUCAUUCACCAGCACAACUGCUGAUACCUUAGUGUAUGAAAAUGUCAACAAGUUCUGGUAUCAAAUUGAUGGUUGGGUGAAGGAGAAGAUGAAGACGGCACCUCCAGGAAUGGCUGGUGGCUGGUUCGGCAGUUACAGUGAGAACCAGAUGUUUUUCUUUGACCUACAAGAGAGUCUUGCCCGAGGAACAAAGAUGUCAAUAGGGCUGUCCCUGGGAAUGGCCACCACUGUUCUGUUAUUCACAACCAGGAACCUCCUCAUCACUCUCUUUGCCACCCUGUCUAUCGGCGGAACAGUCUUUGUCACCAUAGGCAGUCUGGUUCUCUUAGGCUGGGAGCUGAACAUUCUGGAAUCGACUGUAAUGAGUCUCGCGGUGGGACUCUCUGUUGACUUCACCAUCCACUACGGUGUGGCCUAUGGGCUCGCCCCGCACAAGGACCGCGUUUCUCGCUCCACGUUCGCAAUGGUUCAACUCACUUCUGCCAUAACCACCGCAGCGUUCUCUACAUUCAUCGCAGGAGCUGUUAUGCUGCCAUCUGUCGUACUCUGCUAUCAACAAAUCGGCAUAUUUCUAACUCUUGUAAUGACCGUGAGUUGGUUCUAUGCCAACUUCUUCUUCAUGCCUCUUUGCAGGGCGUUUGGACCUGAAGGCAAUUGCGCCCAGAUACCUGUGCCUUCCUGCAACUGCUGCACAUCAAACCAGAGUUGUAGACCUGAUCAAAGCUGUUGCUGCUGUACUGAUCGACAGGGUCAUAGCUUAAUAGAUGUGAGCCCAGCCGGUGACUUUGAUCUUGGAUUUGUUGCAGAUGCCUGACUCAGGUACUCUAAAGACAACGAUACUCCAUUUGUAUGUUUGUACAACGUACCUAUUUUUGUCUCAAGUUUACAUUCCUCUGCUUUUGCAUCACAAUAUGGCGAUAUAUUUGUGUGAUAAAGGACUUAAACUCAUAUUAUUACACAUACUUUAAAAUCCUCUUGGCUCUCAUGAUUAAACAUGAUAUGGGGUAAUUUGAAAGAAAGAAUAGAUAGCGCGAAUGGAUUCAAUAUAGAUUGAGGUUGAAUAAUGAUGUUA